AUGUUUAAGACACGGCCUUUGGCACAGAAGGUAUUUCGAGCUCAAACCCUCGAUAUCCGACGAAAUAUGAGCUCUCAAGAUAAGAUUCAUUUCGGGCCGUUUGAGGUCACCAGCCAGGUCUUCUACAAGACGGCGCACUCCUUCGCCCUGGUCAACCUCAAGCCCCUCCUCCCAGGACACGUCCUCGUCUGCCCCCUCCAGGCUCACAAACGCCUCACGGAUCUCCAGCCCGCUGAGGUGACGGACCUCUUCACGACGACACAGCUCAUCCAAAAGAUGCUGGCGCGUCGCUACUUCUCCAACGCCACGUCCAGAUCAGAACCGGCGGCGCCGGAGGCCGGAUCGUUUAACAUUGCGGUCCAGGACGGCGCCGACGCGGGGCAGACGGUGUCGCACGUCCACGUUCACAUCAUCCCGCGCGUCCCCGGUGAGACGGGCAAGGAUGGGGAAGGGCCGAGAGAUGAGAUUUAUGAGCAGAUGUCUGCUGAAGAUGGCAAUGUUGGUGGCGCGUUGUGGGAUGCGGAGUUAGGGAGGAGGCCGGAGGCGGGAGGGAAGUUUGCGAGGAUUGAGGAUGCGAUGAGGAAGGCGAGGAGUAUGGAGGAGAUGGUGGCUGAAGCGGACUCGUAUCGGGAAUUAUUGAAGGAUAUGGGAGCUUCGAGUGAGAGCUGA
Messenger RNA from Colletotrichum abscissum, 669 nucleotides. Its product is annotated as HIT domain-containing protein. Gene Ontology annotation, molecular function: catalytic activity. Bases 1 to 669 code for a protein of 222 amino acids. The transcript has 2 exons. NCBI's taxonomy places the organism in Eukaryota, Fungi, Ascomycota, Sordariomycetes, Glomerellales, Glomerellaceae. The record is from RefSeq and is a predicted model, not a curated record.